Molecule: messenger RNA, 840 nt
Organism: Colletotrichum chrysophilum
Lineage: Eukaryota; Fungi; Ascomycota; Sordariomycetes; Glomerellales; Glomerellaceae
Exons: 2
Coding region: 1-840 (279 amino acids)
Biological process (GO): intracellular protein transport; vesicle fusion
Cellular component (GO): endomembrane system; SNARE complex
Molecular function (GO): SNAP receptor activity; SNARE binding
Source: RefSeq, a predicted model, not a curated record
AUGUCCAGCCUGAACCAGCUCUACCUCCUCGCCGACCACAUCAAGCUCUCCCUCCUCGAGCGCCAGCGCGCCCAGUCGCUCAACCUCGACGCCGACACGCAGGACGGUCAUAUUUCACGCUCGCUGGACCAGUUCCGCGAUGGCCUGGAGUUUCUAGAUUCAGAGGUCCAGCGCCUCCAAGGCGCCGGCGAUGAGAGCGCCGCUCAGAACAUCACCGACUCCCUCCCCGCCCUGCAAAAGCAGUUCUCGGACCUCACAUCCCAAUUCCACGGCUUCUCGAACCCGUCCACCUCGUCCACUACCACGUCUCCGAACGACCCGUCUCUCUCUCCCGAUUUCGCCGCCGCGCAGUCCACGAAACCGCUCAAGGGCUCCCUUCGCGGCCUCCCCGCCGGCGGCUCCGCGAACAAAACGGUACGCUUCACCGACUCGCCCGCCGCCGCGGAGGACCCCAAUGCGGCCGCCCUGUUCGGCGAGGGCCGCUACCGCGACGACCCGACGGACUCGGCGGGGUACCGCGACCAGGCCGAGGGCAUGGACAACCAGCAGAUCCACGAGUACCACUCGCAAAUUAUGCGCGAUCAGGACGAUCACCUCGACCGGCUGGGCGAGUCUAUCGGGCGCCAGCGGGAGCUGAGCAUGCAGAUCGGCGACGAGCUGGAUUCGCACGUCGCGAUGCUGGACGAGGUCGACGGCGUCGUGGACCGGCACCAGGGACGGCUGGACCGCGCGAGGCGGCAGCUGGGCAAGGUCGCAAGGGACGCGGGGGAGAGCAAGCAGAUGAUUGCUAUCAUUGUGCUCAUCAUUAUCUUGGUUCUGUUGAUUGCUAUCUUGAAAUGA